AUGUCCCUGCCUCAGCAGGCGAGGCGGUGUGGGCACUGGGUCGUUCCACUCAGGGAACCAGGUCUCAAGAGGCCUCGGGACUCGUGCCUCCAGGCAAGAACUGCUGCUUCACAGACCCUCACAGAGACUGCUUCACAGCCCCUCACAGAGACUGCUUCACAGCCCCUCACAGAGACUGCUUCACAGACCCUCACAGAGACUGCUUCACAGACCCUCACAGAGACCGCUUCACAGACCCUCACAGAGACUGCUUCACAGACCCUCACAGAGACUGCUUCACAGACCCUCACAGAGACUGCUUCACAGCCCCUCACAGAGACUGCUUCACAGACCCUCACAGAGACUGCUUCACAGACCCUCACAGAGAACUGCUGCUUCACAGACCCUCACAGAGACUGCUUCACAGCCCCUCACAGAGACUGCUUCACAGACCCUCACAGAGACUGCUUCACAGACCCUCACAGAGACUGCUUCACAGACCCUCACAGAGACUGCUUCACAGACCCUCACAGAGACUGCUUCACAGACCCGGAGGAAGUGGGCUGGGAGGCACCAGAAAGUAGGUUGAUCGUUCUGUGCCUGUCUCGUCUGCCGGAGGGAGGACAGCCGUCUGGGGUCAGCGGCGUCCUCACUGACGUCAGCCACGUCUUGGUGCCCUACGUGCAUGUGGCCGUAACUCGUGGGGUGUUUUUCCCCUUGUUGCCUGUCAGUGACAACUCUGGAACACGGACUUUAUGGAAGAGUAUUUCAAUGCUCAGUGACGCUGCUCCGUGA
Messenger RNA from Knipowitschia caucasica, 774 nucleotides. NCBI's taxonomy places the organism in Eukaryota, Metazoa, Chordata, Actinopteri, Gobiiformes, Gobiidae. The record is from the annotation of a GenBank genome assembly.